Molecule: messenger RNA, 942 nt
Organism: Aspergillus terreus NIH2624
Lineage: Eukaryota; Fungi; Ascomycota; Eurotiomycetes; Eurotiales; Aspergillaceae
Product: WW domain-containing protein
Exons: 2
Coding region: 1-942 (313 amino acids)
Molecular function (GO): protein binding
Source: RefSeq, a predicted model, not a curated record
AUGUCCUUCGCUCCGCCACCAGGCCCGCCGCCUCCCUCCGUCCCAGAGGGAUGGAAAGCCCAGUUCGACGACCGCUACAAACAAUGGUUCUUCAUCGACCUCAGCACCGGCAAAUCCCAAUGGGAACCUCCCGCCGCCACACCCGCCGCUCCACCCCCCUCGGAACCCAUCCACGCUCCCCCAACAGACGCACCACCCCCGUCCUACGAAGCCGCGGGCCCCGCAAACCCCGCCGCCCUAGCCAGCGCCGCCGCCGCUGACAAGAAACGACCCUUCUCCUCGAACAACCCGUACGGUCACCCGGACGGCCCAUCCACAUCCACCCCCAGCACGCUGGACAGCGACGCCCGGCUCGCGGCGCAGCUCCAGGCGGAGGAGGACGCCCGCGCGCGGGGGAGUCACAGCCCGGCCCAGCCGCAGCUGCAGAAGGGUGACUCUGGCGCCGCGGCGGAUUACUACGCUGAUGCUGCGCGGCCGCAGGCCUCGCCUGCCGCGGCGUCACCGGUUCCUCCGGCCGAAACCAAGUCGAAGAGUAAGGGCUUCUUUAGUAAGCUGAUGGGGAAGUCGUCCUCGUCCUCGUCGCAGUCGCCGGCGGGAUACGGAUACGGUCGUCCCGCUCCGCCGCCGCCCCAGCAGCAGGGGUACUACCCGCCGCAGCAGGGGUAUGCGCAGCCUGGCUACUACGGUGGAUACCCGCCGCAGCCCGGGUACGGGGGCUACCCGCCCGCACACGGAGGCUACUACCAGCAGCAACAGCAGGCGCAGCGACGGCCCGGGAUGGGGAUGGGGGCGAUGGCGGGCGCCGCAGCGCUGGGUGUCGGCGGCGGGUUGAUUGGAGGGGCGUUGUUGGCGGAUGCGAUUGACGAUCAUGAUGAUUAUGGGGGCGGGGAUUAUGGCGGUGGGGAUUUUGGGGGUGGAGAUGACUUUGGAGGUGAUUUCUAG